Molecule: messenger RNA, 2136 nt
Organism: Talaromyces amestolkiae
Lineage: Eukaryota; Fungi; Ascomycota; Eurotiomycetes; Eurotiales; Trichocomaceae
Exons: 6
Coding region: 1-2136 (711 amino acids)
Biological process (GO): RNA methylation
Cellular component (GO): mitochondrion
Molecular function (GO): rRNA (uridine-2'-O-ribose)-methyltransferase activity
Source: RefSeq, a predicted model, not a curated record
AUGGUCGCUUAUUGUGAGGAGGAUACGUGUUCCGUGCGGGAAUAUGAACAAUCCCUCAAAUCAGCGCAGCUCGAGAUCGCAUACGAGAAAAGCCUCGCACAGCUGGAUUCUCUAAUAGCCUAUGAAGAGACUAGAAUCUCGCGCGUGGACUAUAUCAUUCUCGACGCUGACUACGAGGUGCUACAUGCGAAAUGCGCACGAUCCGAGUAUGACAUCGAGCAGCUACUCCAAGCCGAGACAACACUGAAGCAACAACUUCUACGCGCACAAGAGGAUUUGGCAAACUUGCAAUUUUCUACGCGCUCUGAUUCGCGUGCGAUGCAGGAUCUAAAGAAUGAUCUCGUAUCAAUUAAGCUUAGGGUCUCCGACUAUGAACAGAUCUCCAUCGAUAACUUAUCCCUUACGAAAGAAAUCGCACACUUGAAACUGGAAUUAGAGCACCUCCAAAACCAGAACAGAUCUCACCAAAAUCUCAUCGCAGAAAAGUCUGCGUUAGAAAGGCAGCUCAAUUCUCUAGAAGUUCAAAUGGAAGAGGAAAGGCGGGCGUUUGAGCGAAAUAAAAAUACGGAAACCAAGAACCAAAAUGCAGAAGCGCAACAACAACUGAAGAAAUUGCAAGAGGAAAUCAAGAAAGAAGUUGACGAAAAACGCCGAAUGGAACAGGAAAUUAAUGAACGGUCAGCCGCAUGGGAGCAACAGAAGAAAUCCUUGGAAGAACGACUUGAUAAGCUUAGGAAGCAGCUACGAGUGACAAAGGAGAAAUUGAAGGAACACCAGAACGAUACUCUUCUAUCUCACGAGCCCCAGCAAAUUGAGCGGCCUCGUCAAAGCAUCGCUAGUGACAGGAGCGCGUCACUGGGUCAUUCUGGUGGCACUUUUGAUCCAUCCAUGACAAUCGCAACACCGGGUGCCGUCAAGGUCAAGACAAAUUUUCAGCCAAGACCCUCUGCCGCCUUGGGAGAAAAGUCGUCAUUCUCAAUCACACCUUACCUUAAGCGCAACAGGAAUGCCGAGGACUCUUCAAGCAGUUCUGACGAUGAUCUGCGACCACAAGCAGAUUUGCACAAUGCCGACAAGCGGGCUAAAGCGUCACCUAAAAGCAGUAAGGCAGGACGUCCUAAGGCGAUUCCGCCAUCUAACCAUGAUAACGGCGCUGAAAACGAGGAUGGUGGUGAUGACCAUAGAAUCGUAAAGGCCGAUGGACACGGCAUAUCAAUCGCAGAAGAUUCUAUACUCUCGCGACGGCAUGACGAGAUGCCACCAAUGCUUGGGGGCAUGUCAAAGAGAGGGCUCUCCUUAGGAGGAAAGCAAGUCCCUCGAAAACGAAAAGUCCUAGGUGGGCAGCGCGAUAUCACCUUGUUUGACGAAGAGGAAGAACAAUUUGAAAGGCCAAAGAGGGUAGAGAAGUCAAUCCCCAGCCUAAAGCCAAGUGCCAAACGCCCACAAGCCCUAGGAGUCGCCGUGACGCGAACAAAACCCAACGGCCGAGUCCUAGGCGUCGAUAUUAUCCCCGCCCAGCCUCCGAAAGGCGUAUCUACUAUUCAGGGAAACUUCCUUUCACCAGACAUCCAGGAGUAUGUCUUGGAAUUUGUGCGAGAUCCCAAUCGCGGUCGACUACGAUUACCUACUCCACCAGCGGAUGAAGCUGGACAUAUCACAGCAGAUGAUGAUACUACCGUCUUACAAUCAUUGAACGAGAGUUCUACUACCACAAUCGACAUGUGCAAGGAGGAAAAUGGAAAACAAAAAGAACGAACUGUCGACGUUGUUCUAAGCGACAUGUCUGCACCCUGGGCUCAAGUUAAAGGAUUCUCAAAUAGGAGCCUUAGUAACCCUUAUCGCAGGAUGAUGAAUACCAGUGGAAUAAGUUUUCGGGAUCACGCUGGAAGUAUGGAUUUGUGCCGAGCGGCGCUGCAGUUCAGCUUCAAUGUCCUUAAGUCUGGGGGACACUUCGUCUGCAAAUUCUACCAGGGACCCGAAGAUAAAGUUUUCGAAAAGCAGCUCAAAGUGUUGUUCGAGAGGGUGCAUAGGUUGAAGCCCGAAUCGUCUCGAAGUGAGUCACGGGAGGCAUUUUUUGUUGCUAUGGCUAGAAAGCCAAAUGCCGCAAGAUCAGACGUGCUCGAUAUCGAAGAUUGA